AUGGCGGGGACCGCCGUACCUCAAGGUGGAGGAGGCCACGGGGUGUGCGCCCAGCCCGGCCUGGCAGAGGCAGCCCAGACGCCCAGGGAGCCCCAACCCGAGGCCCGGGGGUCCCCGAGGACAGCCAGGGCGGCGGCGGACCUCGGGGGGCCCUGGGCUGGGCUGGGCCGUGCAUCCCUCCUGGAGCAACCCCCCCACACACCCCCGGCUCUGUCGGCCGCUCCCGGGCCGGGGUCCUCGCGGGCCCAGCCCGGCCUCUCCCCGCCGCCGGCGGCCCGCACUCGCUGCGUCCCGGGCCCCGCGCAGCUGGUGGCGGCGGGGGCGCGGGGCGCGGGGGGGAACCCCGAUGCCUCCCCGGGGCGCCCCUACCCGGCCCGGCCCGCGCCCCGCCCCCGCCGCGGCCGAGCCCCGCGCCAGGCUCGGGCCGGCGCCCCGCGGCGCAGUGGCCAGCCGGGUCCCCGCGCCGCGGCCCCGACCCCGCGCCCCGACCCCACCGGGCCCGCGCUCUAUCUGGGCCUCCCCGAGGCCGGCCCAGGCCCCGUCGCCCCGGCCUCGGCGGCGGCCCCCCGAAAACCCGGCUCCUCUCCGGACCCCCGGGCCGCCCCGCCCCGCGCGCCCCCCGGCCGCGCUGCGCCCUCCCGGGGUGCCGGGCCCGGCCUCCUCGGCUCCCCGGCCGCGGCCCCGGCCCGGCCCCGCGGCGCGGCGCCCCGCAUCCCCGCGCCCCGCAUCCCCGCGCCCCGCAUCCCCGCACCCCGGACCCCGUGCGCUCACCUCGGGGCCGCGCGGAGGAGGCGGGGGCCGCGCGCACCUGUCCGGUCGCCAGCGCGUGCUGGGCGGCUCAGCCCGGCAUCCCGGGGCGGCGGGGCUCAGCCCGGGCCCUCGCGCGGGCGUCGGCUCCGGGGUCGCAGCGCCGAGGCCGGGCCCGGGCCGCGUCGCCGCCGCAUCUCCGCCGCCGCCGCGCGGCCGCCGCUCCGCUCCGCGCCGCUCCGGCCCCGCCGCCCCCGCCGCGCCCGCCGGGGGCCCGCAAGACCCGGCGCGGAGCCCGGAGCGGAGCGGAGCCGGGCUCGCGGGGAGGGGGGGCAGCACGCGCGGGACGGGCGGGGCUCGCGGGGGGUCACCGCGCCCCGCUCCUCCCCGGGGUCACAAGCACCCUCGGGCUCACCCCGCCUCCUGGGGUCACGCCCACCCGCACCCCGUGGCACCCGCCCCCUCCCCGGGGUCACCCAGCCCCCUGGAGUCACCCUCAACCCCUCCUCCCCUGCCUCGCGCCUUCCCCCAAACCUGUUCCCACUGGAUGCGAGGGGCGCCUGGGGCGGAUGGCGUCGAGACCCCCGCCCGCGGCCUGAGGCCCCCCUUAAACGAGGCCGUUGGUCCAGUCGACACCCCGGACCCUUCAUACACCCGCUGGACGUACGGUCGGAGUGUCUCAUGUCACCGGCCUCCGGCGGAAACCUGACCACGUCCCCAGGGCUCAGGGCGCCCCUGUCCUCUCCCGGGGGCCGCCCAGGUCCCCAGGGUCCCCCCUCCGCCGCACCCCCAGCCCAGCCCGGCAGCUGUGCCCGUAUUUAUAGCGGGCAGCCCGUGACACUUCACUUCCGAAAGGGAUCCUGGCUGUUCCUGCCGUCCACACCUGUCCCCGGGGCCGGGGCCACCUCGCCGGGCCUCCCUCCCGUCUCCUCGCGCAGCCCCGCCUGGUUCCCGGGCCCCCGGCGUCCACACCUGUCCCCGGGGCCGGGGCCACCUCGCCGGGGCCUCCCUCCGGUCUCCCCAGCCCCUCUGCCGCGCAGCGCAGCGCCGCCCCGCCUGGUUCCCAGGCCCCCGGCCCGCCCGGGCCCCUCCGCCCCUGGCCCGCGCAUUGUCCCAGGCGCGGGGUCCCGGCGGCCGGGGCUGCGCGGGGGCUGCGCGGGGGGCGGCUGCCUGCUCCCCGCCGUCUCUGGGCAACGCUGGCACACGGAGGGCUCGGACACAGAGGCCGUGCUGUUCCAGGGAGGGGGACAGAGGGCCCGAGGUGACCCCGGGACAGGCGGGGGCAGCCCAGGAAGGGGGCCCAGGCAGGAGGUGAGCAGUGGCCAUGGGAAAGGCCCCCAUCCCCAGCUGUCUCCAUUGUGUCCCCAAACCCUGUCACCACCCAUCGUGCCUUCCUCCUGA
This is a messenger RNA of Perognathus longimembris pacificus (Pacific pocket mouse), 2148 nucleotides long. Its product is annotated as basic proline-rich protein-like. The transcript is spliced from 4 exons. The record is from RefSeq and is a predicted model, not a curated record. Lineage: Eukaryota; Metazoa; Chordata; Mammalia; Rodentia; Heteromyidae. Bases 1 to 2148 code for a protein of 715 amino acids.